AUGAUGGAAGAAAAGCGUCGAGAAGACCUCCAAUUCAAAUUGUAUCGUUUCCGAGCUCGUUCAGUUCCAUUGAGUACAUACAGACAACCCAACUUUGAUUGGAAAUCAAAAAAUCAAAGGUUUAGAACGCGCUCUCUUCCCUCGAGAAGUUUAACUUCCGCAGCCUAUUCUUCCUCUGAUUUUGCUUUGAAUGAGAGGAAAGCUAAUCUGCAUACUCGAUCACCUCCCCUCUCAACAUAUCUAAGACCCUCAAGUUAUAGCCAAUCAGUGGAGGAAUUGAGAGCAUUGAAGGCACAAAGAAGAAGUGUUGGACUUUUAUCCAAAGCUCAUGGACCUAGUGGGGUUGAGGAACACUCUAUAAGAUGGAGAAUUCUUUACAAACUACGCCAUUCCCAGCAGUGUUUGGCUCCUUUCAGGCCUCUUUCUACCAGUUUUAGAGCUCAAACAAUGCCCGACUUUGUUAAAUUACAAGAAGAAUUUAGCAGAAAAUUGGCAGCAAAUAGAAGAUUUAGAGCUAGCACAGUGCCGAGACCCUUCCAUUUAAGCGAACGAAGAUAUAACGGAGAAAUACGAGGGCAUAGUUGUGAAAGUUGGACAAGAAAAGAUAGGGAAGAUAAAAGAAGAAAUAUGGAACCAGAAAAAAGACAAGAAAGGGGAAGAAAAGUGUGGAGGUGA
Meloidogyne enterolobii is the source of this 675-nucleotide messenger RNA. The record is from the annotation of a GenBank genome assembly. NCBI's taxonomy places the organism in Eukaryota, Metazoa, Nematoda, Chromadorea, Rhabditida, Meloidogynidae.